Priapulus caudatus is the source of this 2070-nucleotide messenger RNA. Its product is annotated as H/ACA ribonucleoprotein complex subunit 2-like protein. Gene Ontology annotation, molecular function: box H/ACA snoRNA binding. The transcript is spliced from 4 exons. Lineage: Eukaryota; Metazoa; Priapulida; Priapulimorpha; Priapulimorphida; Priapulidae. Gene Ontology annotation, biological process: ribosome biogenesis; rRNA pseudouridine synthesis; snRNA pseudouridine synthesis. The record is from RefSeq and is a predicted model, not a curated record. The coding region runs from base 1 to 315 and encodes 104 amino acids. Gene Ontology annotation, cellular component: box H/ACA snoRNP complex.
AUGUUAACCCAGAAGAACAAGAAGCUUCGGCGGGGAGUGAGAGAAGUCCAGAAGUUUGUGCGAAAAGGAGAACGAGGGUUGGUGAUAUUUGCUGGUGACACGCUCCCGAUAGACGUGCUCUGUCACAUGCCGUUGGUUUGUGAGGAGGCGGGCAUUCCCUACUGCUACGUGCCGUCUAAGGAGGAUCUGGGAGCGGCCGGCGGCUCGAAGCGGCCGACGUGCAUGGUGAUGGUGAACAAACACGACGACUACACGGACGCCUGGGAUGAAUGCUCCAACGAACUGAAGGCACUGCCGUCGUCCAUCGAGCUGUGAUGUCACCCGCGACCCCUCCGCGACCCCUGACCCGCCAGCAUCGUGACAUCGCCUGUGACCCCGCCAGCAUCGUGACCCCGCUGUGACCCCGUGACCCUGCCCGGUUGGUUCGACUUCCGUUGUCGUGGGCCGUGGUGAGCUAGGAUGCUGGCGUUUCUUCGGUGUCACUGCGCAGCUUUAUAUAAUUAGACGCGUCCCAGCACCCAGUGUUUCUCGAAUGUCGCGCAAGUCAUGAUGGUGCAGUGAUGAAUUGCGAUGCAGCGGCGCAAUCUUCAGGUACAUAGCGUGUUGGUAGAUUGAAAUAAUGCAAGGAUAAGUUGAUGGUGCGAUGGUAUUAUAUAUGCAGUGGUGUGCGAUGGUAAAUUGCGGCGGCGCCGUGGUAAAUUGUGGCAGCGAAACGGUAAAUUGCGACGGUUGCAUGUGCUGUGUUGCGUGCGUGUUGACUCGACGUUGUAAACGUUUGCGCACAUAUUUUUGCGCUCGCGAAUUGUAAAACGACUGAAUCUACAUAGGCGAGUCGUGUUAGCCAUGCUGGCCUUGUUUACAGAGUAGCGAUGUUUGUGGAGCCCAGUUGCAGAUGCACUGCCAUCGGCCACGCUGCUCACAUCGUAUGCAAGUUAACGUUGCAUUGCUAUUGUGCAUAGCCAUAGAGCAAAUGCAUGCUUAAGCUGGUGGUUGAGACACACACACGCACGCUCCUACGCACGCAUGUAGACAUGUAUCCACACACUCACGCGUGCGCACACGCACACACAAACGAGUUUUUUUUAUCCGAAUGCUGGUAGACUUGCUACCGACUACUUUAGGCACUCGUAAUGUCCACGAAACUCUCAUCAUGAAUCACACAGCCACUGCGUUGCGUGUGUUUACCAUUCAACGAGCAUUGAUGUACACGCAUGCACGCACGCAUGCACGCGUGUAAUUUUUGUACCAGAAGAAGUUGAGUGUUGUUCUACUCACGAAUGUCCCCGGAAUCUAUAAUUCGAAUCAAAAUCUAGGAAUCGGAAUUCGGGGGGCUAGACUCAUGCACAUGCCCUCGUCUUUAUAGUAGCAUUAAGACCGUUGAUUCUGCAUAUAGAUGAAACGUGAAAUAUAUGUACCAACUAGUAAAACGCAGUGAAUGUAUUAUUAUCCAGUUAUUAUGUUCGUGUCGUGUACGUGUACUGUUGUGCCGCAUCUGCAUAAGCCUGCAGUAAAAGAAAGUCGGUGGUGUCCGGGAAAGAUCCUACUGUACUUGUAUUUGGAACCUUUGUAAAUAUUACAGCCAAUAUUCAGCGUGAACUGCAGUCUGUUUCCGUGUCGAUUGCAUUUCUCUCUGCCGCUUCUCUACCGCUUUACACAUAUAGAUAGACUAGCUGGUCUAUUUUUUGUAAGUCGCAGUGUUUUUGUGAGUGAUGUGGGAAUAAUGUUUUUCUCACUCCCGGGGGAAAUUACGUCUAAUUGUAGCCGAAUCUUCGAAUCUUAGCCGUGAAAAUAUUUGUGAUCGCGAUGUGUCACACGAAGGUUUAAAAAAUCCGAAUUGAAAGUGAAAUUAACGCAAAGAAUGUUUAAUUACACGAAUUUUGAGACAUACACUGUAUAUAAACUCAGCUGGAAUUCAUAUUAAAGUGCAAAAGUUGUAUCAUUUCUAUGUUUUAUCUUGUCUAGCUUGUGUAUAUCCAAUGAUACCUAUAGUGCGGUAAACCGAACGAGAUGUAAUGGUUUUAUAAUGUGAGCAGGCAAGUAAUUGAACAUAAUAAAGGUGAAACAAAUUGA